AUGCAUCGGCGUAGCGCCUCUCGCCUCGUAGACAUCGCGUCUACCAGCUCGGCCGCUCUCGGUCGAACCACUCAACGCCAUGCAUCGAAUGUCGCCCGAAACCGCAAGCCUCCUGGCGAGGCGCUCUCGAGGAAGACAUACGACAAGGUAGAGCUUGCCGCCAAAGGUCUUGUUGCCGCUGCUGCGAAGAAGCAGAAUAAAGUCGGUUGGGGACACCCGCAGCAUCACGAGGGUGAGACUCGCAGGUUGACGGCAGCAGUGAAGAGCGCCGCAAAUCCAUUGAAGGCACCCACUCCCGAGUUGCAGAUGCUCCUUGCCCAUCAAAACAUUUCCCCCGACCCAGAGCUAGGCAGGUCGCUUAAUUUUGAGCCUGGUUCACUCGUCGAGAUCCGCAGGAGUGAAAGCGUUUACCAUGGAGUGGUAGUCCAAACCAUACCCGACAACGGCCGAUGGAUGACAUACUCACUGCUCAGUGGUGGCGAGUUAUGGCCACAUCAGGACAGCGACGUGAUGCUAUACAUCCCUGGCUUCGUCGAGCGUGACCUCAUCGCACGAUGUGGAUCCAAACAAGCGACACUCCUCAACGAGAGCGAGAUCGCUGCCCGUGUCAGUGUUCUCAAACGUCUGCGGAACCUCGAGAUCGCGGUGGAACAGACUGUAAAGGAGUUACACCAUCAGCUCCGAGGUAUAUAUGAACAGCUCAGACAUCCAGACCCUGAGCAGGCUACUUCAGUGACGGUGGAAGAAGCCGCACGCCUCGUAACUUCGAAGUCGCGGGACCCACUGUUGACGAAGUGGGCUGUCCACAAGUACCUCUUUGAGAAGUGCAAAUACUUUUCGGCGGAGGUGUCGAAUUUCUUGGAGAGACCGGCGUUCGAGGUACGGUCGAAGCGCGAUGUCGAUACCAUCGACGCCGUCGACGAAAUGGUCGCACGGAAAGACCCCGUCAUGGAUAGCUUCGUGGAGAAGGCCAAGAUCCUCAUCCGGGCGGCACGGAAACGGGCGCGGGAGACAUGGUCACAACCGCCCUCUUAUCAAGCCGACGACAACACUACAUUCAAGCCUGCUGAAAUGUUCAUCAUUCGUUUCUUGUGCUCUUCGCUCCGUAACAAUCGGAUGACCCAAAGGGAUCCAUUCCUGCUCUCGCAAACGUACAUCAUGAAGAAAACUGGUCUAUACGACUCCGAUGACUACGGACAACGCACUGUCUACCCUUUCCUCGUCGAGCUCGGCGUGAUACCGCCGUGGCAAGAUCCUGUCGACCGCACACAACCGUCUACUGGUAUCAGUGGAAUGCCAUUGCUCGGGAGCGAGCUUGCACGUGGUCAACCUUCAUCGUCACCAGCGAACACUUCCUCUACGCGUCCAGCAUCGUCGUUGCCGCUGGGUCCAGAAGAUUUCUACUCGCGCGACCUGGUCGAUCAUCUGCGACACGACUUCGGCGACAUGCCGGUCUAUGUCAUCGACGAUGCGGACGCAGAAGAACUCGACGAUGGCUUUUCCGUAGAAGCGGUUCCCUCCGAGCCUGGCCGCACGUGGCUGCACGUACACAUCGCGGACCCGACGUCCGUGCUUCCGCCUACGCACAGGAUUGCGCGGGAGGCCCUUGCCCGUAUGGAGUCAUUGUACUAUCCCGAUGGUUCCAUCCCCAUGCUUCCCGACGUGCCGGAGCUACGCGAGCUGAGUCUAGGGCAGGUUGGGGUGCAACGCGUCAUGACAUUCAGUGGCAAGAUCGAUACAGAGGGGAACAUCGUGGAAUACAAGAUCAGGCCGGGCAUCAUCAGGAAUGUGCAAAAGUUACACUACAGCGACGUGAAUGAGGCAAUAGGUGCACCAUUCGUUCCCCCCCAGUUUCCAUUCGGAGGGGGAGAGGAUCUGAUCCCUCCCUCAAACGCGGCGUCGGUCGGGAAAUCGGCCAUAGACGAUUUAUCGUCCGUUCGGAAAGUGACCGACGCUUUAGUAAAAGGCCGUGUGCGCCAGGGCGCAACGCAGUACGAUUGGACCAAAUCCAAGGUCGCCAUUCGUCCCAAAUCCUUGCCAACACCCCCCGUAACAAACCGGCCGUACCGUUGGUCAGGUUUUCCAAAGCUGUAUUACGCCGUCGAGUCCAGCCGGAUGGUAGAUUCGGGCUCUCGGCAGAUAGUCGCAGAGUGCAUGCGGUUGGCGUCUCGCAUCGCCUCGAUGUGGCUCCGGGACCGCGACAUCCCUGCUAUCCGGCGGGUGUCCCGAGAACUGGUAGACACGACCCCGGGUGCUGUCCAACAAAUGCUAAGCUCUCGUGACGAGAGCGGCUUCGUGGACCACUUGCUCAUGCUUCAGCUGGGACUCGUUUCCACAGGCGCGACAUACGCAGUCAUGCUCGGCCCGCAUGCGGUGUUAGGCAUCCCCGACGGCGAAGGGUACAUGCGCGCAACAUCACCCCUCAGGAGGUUCCUCGACAUGGUCACCCACUGGCAGAUCAAGCAUGCACUGCUAACCCCCGACGCACCGCGCCUCUUCCCAGAGGAAUGGCUCCAGGACCUCGCCAAGCACUCGACCUGGUGGGAAGGCCACCACCGGGGGAUCGAGCGGAAUCACGAGCGGUUUUGGGCUUAUAAGUUCUUGGAGAGGCGGAUUGCGGAGACCAAGGAAGGGUCGCCUGAGGCGGAGAGACUCGCGGAUGCGCUCGUUGCCGUCGUGACGCACACCCCGGUGAACAACUUCCUUCAUCAGUAUUGGCAGGCUUCGUGUCAUCUCUGGGAUCUGGGGCUGAGAGGCAUCCUCAUCCAAUUGGGGCCCACAGAACCGUUGAAAGGUGGCGACCGGGUACCUGUGAAGGUCGCAGCGCUUAAGCUCGGUGUCACGUCGCAACUAGACCUUGUCAAGAGAUAG
Messenger RNA from Fomitopsis serialis, 2871 nucleotides. RefSeq lists its product as uncharacterized. The transcript has 2 exons. The record is from RefSeq and is a predicted model, not a curated record. Gene Ontology annotation, cellular component: P-body; exosome (RNase complex). The coding region runs from base 1 to 2871 and encodes 956 amino acids. Gene Ontology annotation, biological process: mRNA catabolic process. Gene Ontology annotation, molecular function: RNA binding; 3'-5'-RNA exonuclease activity. Lineage: Eukaryota; Fungi; Basidiomycota; Agaricomycetes; Polyporales; Fomitopsidaceae.